AUGGCCGGCCCAGGAGGUGGUCCUCCCCGAAGGAGUCAUACCAAGUCCCGCAAAGGUUGUGAGACGUGCAAGCGAAGGCAUAUCCGCUGUGAUGAGAAUUUCCCUCAGUGUCGAAACUGCACGAAGCACAACUGUCGUUGCCCAUACAUGGACAUGCCGGUACAGGAAGAGCGCCCUCCCACUCCCGAGAAGGCAGACUUGCUAUGGACCCCAGAGAUCGAGGCUGAGAUUGAACGCUGGCAACGAACUGGGAACUUUCCCUUCCCGGAUCUCUACUUCUACCCAGCACCUUCUCCUCAGUUCUUCUCGUUCGAGGAACUUCGCUUGAUACACCAUGUCGCCUCCGUGUCGAGUGAACUGGGCAAUCACGAUGCAAGCAAUUUCACAAUCUGGACACGUCAGAUCCCACUCUUUCUCAAGAUUGGAACCGAUUACGCCUUUGUCAUGCACGCUUUGCUAGCCCUCUCGGCUACCCACUUGGCCUGGUUGACAGAUUGUCCGCUUACUGCUAACAUGGCCUACGAACACCGAGGAAUUGCUCUCAAGGGCCUGCAUGAGGCCAUCGGCUCCUUCUCAAGGCAGAACUCUGACGCUGUCUUGGCUGCUUCUCUUCUCCUAUCCUGGCAAGCAACUGAGUGGCGUGGUUGGACUCAACUGAUGCAUGGGACGUCAUCUGUCAUUGAUGCUAUGCAGCCUUGGAAGAUUGAGUCCCAGUUCGGUGAUUUCAUUGCUGAGCAGAGCACAUUCCCUACAGCCCCGCCAUCCCCCGCUCCUGGCUCGAAGAAGCUCAGCAGCCCAAGGAAAGCAGAUUUGGACUCGCUUCAACGUGCAUAUGCCCAGCUCCAGAAAGUCGAGGUGCACCUCAAGGAAAAUAAUGAGGAUGUCAAAGCCAUUCAACAAUUGAUGACUUUUGUCCGAAGCGUCCGGAAGGUAUCGCCAAGUCAUACCGCUGCUCAGCGAUUCGAGAUGCUCAACCCGCUGCGGGCUUGGUUGUUUUGGCUGCCGGUCAUGUUCCUCCAGCAAACCCGAGGCUCUCCCUCUGCCCUCAUUAUUCUGGCUCAUUACUACACGGUGGCCUUGGUCGUUGAGCCGUUGUUCCCUGAGGUUGGUGCGGCCUACUUUGGUAGCUUGUCGUUGGGACCCAUCGAAGAGAUUGCCCGAAGACUGUUCUCGAUCAAUGUCUCCCAAACCUCUGACGCUGACCUUCAGACACCACUCAAUCUCAUGGAGUACCCUAUAGAUAUGGUGUCUAAAUUCAGAAGCCGCAUGGGCUGGGUUCAGCCUGAGCGAACAGCGUCCUUCCCUACCUUCCGUGGCAACAUGUACCUGAUGGAGGACAACUAUGCCAACACAAUGUCCCCCUACGGAAAUCCUGCCUUUACCUACAGUCAGGAGCACAUGAUGACGAUGCCUCCGGAGUCCAUGCCCACCUCGGCGGUCAGUCCAUUAAACUUGGACCCAUAUGCCAACCACUACCUCGGCAUUCCUUCGCCUAGUGGAUUCGGUGGAUACCAUAGUCCGGCAUCAUCGAACUUCGGCGAAGGAUCUGUCGUUUACAGUGAACAAGGGGAUGACUAUGGCCUUUAUGAGCCGCAGGGCACCAGUUCGAACUUUGGAGGGUUUGUGCUUCCAACCGUGUGGAUAUAG
Amorphotheca resinae ATCC 22711 is the source of this 1647-nucleotide messenger RNA. RefSeq lists its product as hypothetical. The record is from RefSeq and is a predicted model, not a curated record. Gene Ontology annotation, molecular function: zinc ion binding; DNA-binding transcription factor activity, RNA polymerase II-specific. The transcript has 6 exons. Lineage: Eukaryota; Fungi; Ascomycota; Leotiomycetes; Helotiales; Amorphothecaceae. The coding region runs from base 1 to 1647 and encodes 548 amino acids. Gene Ontology annotation, biological process: regulation of transcription by RNA polymerase II.